GAUCUAAACAACAAAGGCCGUUUUUAUUCACAUUCCUCUGCAACUACAACUCCUGAUCCUUUUAAUCCCAAAAAUGAUAUCACUGAAAAGCCCGUCAACCAGAAUGUCAGUAAAUUCACCACCAAACGGCACAAAGGCCCAGGGAGUGUUUAUGAGUUUGGGCUUGGCGAAAAAGAACGAGACAAGGAAAUAGAUACAAGUAAUGAUGGAUCGCAGUCUGGCAGAAAACAAAAAAUGAGUAUGAGAUGAAUUUUGACUGGAAAGAAGGAAGAGCAGGUGAAGAAGAGAAUGAUGGUGAGGAGGAGGAGGUCAAACACAGAUUAUAUAGUUUUCUUUCUCAGGACAGCCUUGCAUACUUUUCCUCUACUGAAGAUGAGCCAGAUGGAGUGGGACAAAGUGAGGAAGAAUCGAGCAGAGAAACAGAUAUAACUAAAGAAGGACAUAAGCAUGUACAGACAGAGAGAAUAGCCUUUAGGCUGUGUCAGCUGGAAAAAGAAGUCAGAGCAACUCAGUUCUCAUCCACUGAGGAUGAACUGGACAGGAUAGGUCUAGAAGAGAAUAACAAGGAAGAAGAUAAUUGGAAAGAGGAAGAUCUGGCUAUUAAAUUAUGUAGAUUAGCUUAUGAAGUCAAUGCUAGCCAGUACUCAUCCACUGAGGACGAGCUGGACGAGGGGGAAAAAGGAGAGGAGGAUAAAGUGGAUGAAAACGAGCUGGGGAGGGCACAACCAGAGAAAACUCAGCUGCGGGAUUUGGCCAGUUUAGUAAGCGCCUCCCAAUUUUCCUCCACUGAGGAUGAGCUGGACAGACUGGAAGAUAAUGAAGGAAAACAGGAAUCGAUUGGAGACAUAGACAUGGAGAUGUUUGAUUGGACAGAUGGAACUAAAGAAAGGGAGCAACGGUGGAGUGGGAGGGAAAAGUGUCAGCUAAAGUUUGAGGAUGUUCCAGCUGGCAAACAGAAAAGUAAGGGAGUAAAAGGAAAUGAAACAACUGGAAUGGGGCAAUUAUACAAUAAAUACAGGGAAAUCUUUAAAGAGUCAGUCGAAAGACAGGAGAUCCCAUUAAAAACAGAAAGCACAGAAGAUUUACAGCAGGCAAAAUCUGAAGAGAAUGAACCUGGUGCAAAGAGGACAGAUACAAGGGUUGAUAAUGAGUUUCCUAAAGAAAGCAAAGAGAGUGAGAGAAAGAUAAAACCAGACACAAAAACCAACGAGGACAAUGUAGAAUUUCACAACAUAAUCAGCAGCCUGUUGAUGAUGACAAUGGAGGACAUGCAGGUAGGAAUGUUGGACAAGGCUGGACCGACCGAACAAAGACGGACGCAGAAUGACAACAGAGAGGGAGAGAGGGGACUCAAAGAGAAGAAAGAUGCUACAGAGCAGACAGGCGAGAGAUCAGAGUCAUUGAUAAAAGUAUGUGGUAUUGAGAAAACCCAUAGGGAGACUUUUGAUAAACAGCGGAAAGGUAAAAAUACAGGUAGACUUGAAAACGCUGAUGAAGAAAACUGUGGAGAUAAGACAACCAUUAAAGAACCCCAAAUAAAUGAAACCAAGCUGGAAAGUCCAAAAAACGAGGAGGAUAGUGAGAACCAGGACGAACAAAGAAACACACCCGAGGAGAAAACAGAUGCAAGAAACUAUCAGCAGAAAGAGAGAGGUGGGCAAGUUAAGAAAGAAGAAACAGAAGGAAAUAUAGAUGAGAGCAGCACCUAUGCUCAUCUAGGGGAGCUCCUUUCACCAGAGGAAAUCCAGAACGGUAGGGCUGUGGAGCUUUACAAAACCAUAGAGCUAAUGUCAUCUCUGUUGGAGCAGUCCUGUCAGGAUCGCGGUGGGGCCGGUGCCUAUCUGGCAGUCUUCUCAUAA
Messenger RNA from Cyprinodon variegatus (sheepshead minnow), 1859 nucleotides. RefSeq lists its product as uncharacterized. The coding region runs from base 246 to 1859 and encodes 537 amino acids. The transcript has 3 exons. The record is from RefSeq and is a predicted model, not a curated record. Lineage: Eukaryota; Metazoa; Chordata; Actinopteri; Cyprinodontiformes; Cyprinodontidae.